AUGUUUGGAGACCAUCAAAGUCAAAAUUCUAUACACAAUGGUGUCGAAUAUCUUGAAAUAAAUAAAAUGUGUGAUGAUGGGGAAUAUAGAAUAAAAAACAUGGAAGAUUCAAGUCAAGACAUUAAGGAAACAGAAACUACAUCCCAGCCAAAAUUAUUGAUAUUUCUUAGCGAAUUUUUUGCCACCGCCUUGCUGAUUUUCAUGAUAUGUAUGGGAUGCACCAUGCAAAUAGACGCGACUGUUUUGCAAAAUUGUUUGACUUCAGGCUUCAUAGUUAUGAUUCUAGUUCAUACGUUUGGACCAAUUUCGGGCGCACAUUUAAAUCCAGUAGUAACAAUAUCUUACAUGAUUAUCAAUAGACUGUCACUAAAGGAAACUUUUGUUUAUUUUAUAGCUCAGUUUUUGGGAGCCUUAACUGGAUAUGGAUUGUUAAUGGUAAUAACUCCAUUAAAAUACUACGACGUUCCAGGACAUUGCAUGACUUUACCAAAUCCAGAACUUGAAACUUGGCAGGCAGUUACAUGCGAAUUUUUAUUAACCUUUGUACUAAUUGUGGCCGCGUGUGCUACAUGGGAUACAAGAAAUGAAAACUCUUUGGAUUCAGUUUCUAUAAGAUUUGGUCUACUUAUUGCCGCAUUAUCCAUUAUUGGCUCACCGUAUACUGGCACUAGUAUGAAUCCAGCAAGGAGUUUUGGCCCGGCUUUGUGGAAAGGAGACAUGAGGUCCCAAUGGAUAUACUGGAUAGGCCCUACAUUAGGAUCAGUUGUUGGAUCCUACGUUUACAAAUUACUUUUUUUAAAAGAAGCGAUUAACCCAUAA
Messenger RNA from Brassicogethes aeneus, 819 nucleotides. The record is from the annotation of a GenBank genome assembly. NCBI's taxonomy places the organism in Eukaryota, Metazoa, Arthropoda, Insecta, Coleoptera, Nitidulidae.